This is a messenger RNA of Plasmodium vinckei vinckei, 1917 nucleotides long. RefSeq names its product M17 leucyl aminopeptidase, putative. Gene Ontology annotation, cellular component: cytoplasm. Gene Ontology annotation, biological process: proteolysis. The record is from RefSeq and is a predicted model, not a curated record. Gene Ontology annotation, molecular function: manganese ion binding; metalloaminopeptidase activity. The transcript has a single exon. Lineage: Eukaryota; Apicomplexa; Aconoidasida; Haemosporida; Plasmodiidae. Bases 1 to 1917 code for a protein of 638 amino acids.
AUGUAUCUAACACGGUUGAAUAUAAAUUCUGUUGAUAAAAUUUUUGAAGAUAAAAUUAAUAAAAAUAUUAUUAAACGUUAUUAUUUUUAUAGUUUAAAAGCUAGUAAAAAAUAUAAUUUUUUUCCUUUUUUUAUAUCUAAUAAUAUAAAAAAUAAAAAUAAUUACAAUAGUGACUGUUGUGAAUUUCCAUCAUUUACUACUUAUCACUAUCAGAAAUUUCACAAAGAUAAAACUCAUUCUUUGGUUUUUCCAAAAAUAAUAAAAAAAUAUUAUAGCACUAAUAAUAAAGAAAAUUCUAAUAUUUCUUUUACUAAAUUUGAAAAGAUGGCAUCUAAAGUUCCCCAAGUAGUUAGCCUUGAUCCAGCAGUUUUACCUGUAAACUACACAACCCCAGUUGAUGAUAUAAAAAUUGAAUUAAAAGAUUCUGGAAAAGAUAGUUGUAGUUUUGAUGAGGGAUUAGUAUUAUUUUUAGUUAAUUCUGCAUCUGAAAAAGAAAAUGGAAGUUUAAAAAUUAGUUCUCAAAUUAAGGAUAGUAAAAUAAAUGAAUUUCUAUCAAAUAAUAAUGAUAUUUUUAAUGGAAAAAUAGGAACACAUAAAAGUUUUUAUAUAUCUAAUGAAAAGAAUAAAUAUGUAAAUUUAUCUUUUAUUAGAUGUGGAGGAGUUGAUGAAGAAAUGACUGAAUAUGAAAUUCGAAAAAUAGUAUCAAGUUUAGUUCGAGUAGUACAUGAUAAUAAGCCUGCAUCUGCAUCUAUUAUAUUUGAAAUAGAUAUGAAUGAAUCUUUAUUUAGAUUCUUUUUAGAAACAGUUUUUUGUGAAUAUGUAGUUGAUGAAAGAUUCAAAUCUAGCGAUAAGAGUGAUAACAAGAAUUCUUCAAAUUCAGGAAAUAUGAAAAAUUUACAAAUAUUUUUAAAAAAUUAUAACAAUAAUUAUAAUAAAGAAGUUGAGAAAGCCCGAACAUAUUUUAUGGGUACAUACUUUGCAUGCCAACUUAUUGCAGCUCCAUCAAAUUAUUGCAAUCCUGUCUCUUUAGCAAAUGUAGCUGUUGAAUUAGCAGAAAAAGUAAACUUACAAUGCAAAAUUUUAGGAGUAAAAGAACUUGAAGAAUUAAAAAUGGGAUCAUAUUUAUCAGUAGGAAAAGGUAGUAUGUACCCUCAUCGAUUUAUUCAUUUAACUUAUAAAGGAAAAGGUGAUAUUAAAAAGAAGAUUGCAUUAGUUGGUAAAGGUAUUACAUUUGAUUCAGGAGGAUAUAAUUUAAAAGCUGCUCCAGGAUCUAUGAUUGAUUUAAUGAAAUUUGAUAUGAGUGGUUGUGCAGCUGUUUUAGGUUGUGCUUAUUGUAUUGGAACUAUAAAACCGGAAAAUAUUGAAAUUCACUUUUUAAGUGCAGUAUGUGAAAAUAUGGUUUCUCAAAAUGCUUAUCGACCUGGUGAUAUUAUAACUGCAUCUAAUGGAAAAACUAUUGAAGUAGGAAACACAGAUGCAGAAGGAAGAUUAACAUUAGCAGAUGCAUUAAUAUAUGCUGAAAAUAUUGGUGUUGAUCAUAUUGUUGAUAUAGCUACAUUAACAGGUGCUAUGUUAUAUUCAUUAGGUACAAGCUGUGCUGGUGUUUUUGGAAACGAUGAUAAGUUAAUUAAUAAAAUAUUAGCAUCAUCAAAAAGUUCUAAUGAACCAGUAUGGUGGUUACCAAUUAUUAAAGAAUAUAGAGAAGCUUUAAAUUCAAAAAUUGCAGAUAUAAAUAAUUUGGCUUCAUGUGGUAAAGCAUCUUCUAUUUCUGCAUCUUUAUUCUUGAAAGAAUUUAUAAAAUCAACAUCAUGGGCACAUUUAGAUAUUGCUGGAGUUGCUUGGAAUUUCAAAGAUAGAAAACCAAAAGGUUUUGGUGUUAGACUUUUAUCUGAAUUUAUAUUAAAUCAUUCUAUCUAA